UCAUUCUCAACAAAAACAUUAUAAUCUGAGGAAAAGAGAAUGGUGUCCAAUUAUCGGUGAAAAAGUAUUAAAAAGAAAUUUUCAUCUUUCCAAUAAAAUGCAGAAAAAAAGCGCAAAAUUAUUGGAAAAAUUUAGUGGUCCAUUUUUUAUUAAAAAGAAAAUUUCUCCUGUAAUUUUUGAUCUUAAAAAUCUAGAGGGAAAAAUUUUCAAACACGUGCACAUAAAAGAUAUUAAGAAAUUUGUAGACGAAAAGUCUACAGAAUAACACUGCCUCUCGUUUCGUUGUCUUCCCCGUCGUCCCCGUUCUCCCCGGAGAUAAGAUAAGGAUUCCACUUAAAUCUCAGCAUUUUUCGUCGAAAUAUUCAUUCAGUUCCGAGAAACCUGUUGCGAUGUCUCGUACUACGGAAAAACUUUUUCAAAUGGAAAUACGGAAGCAGAUUAAAAUCAAUGCUUUUGAUCUCGAUAAUUUAAAUUAUGUUAAUGAAGAAUUAGAUUUCGUUUUUCAAUCUAAUUUCCAUAAUGAUUUGCCGGAAGUUUCAGAAAUUGUAAAAUCGGAACUCGAACUUAGUUUUGAGCAAGGGGUCACUAGAAAAAAUAAUUUAUUGAAAUUAAAAGCACCUCUUGUUAAACCACCCCGGGUCGAGUUAUCGGGAAAAGUAGUUUGUGAAUCGAGUUCAUCUAAUAAGGAAGAUUUUGAGGAAAUUUUGAUUAAAAUAGCAGAGAAAGAAGAAGAGAGAAUGCGUGGAAAAGAGACGGAGAAAAUUAAAAACAUUUUAAGGGAUUCUGCGUUUCCAAUUGUCCAAUUGAAACGUAUUCCGUCACCUACGUUACCGGAUAUUAUUCUCACAACCAACAAGGAUCCAAUUUCAAAAAUUAAACUUAUCGCGAAAAAUAAAAUUGCUAAACAAAUGGUGAAGUUGAAGCCGAAGAAACCUGUGAAGAAACCGAAGAUUGCCAUCAUUGCUGCUAGUCCUAAAAAGGAAAACAAAAAAUUAGUUAAUUGUAUUUUAAAAUCGAGUGAGGUAGUUAAAAAAAAAAGAAGUUCCUUACCAUUAAUUAUUAAGGAAGAAAUACUUACCACGCCGGUCGUUUUAAAGAAGCCUAGUCUUGAUACGUUGUCGGAAGGUUGCCCGCAAACUUAUGAUGAUCUUUUUGCAAGUUUGCAAGAAGUUAUCGACAUCACGGAGGAUUUGCCGAAUUUGGAUUUAAAUGUGCUUAACGCCAUCGAGGUUAUCGACGUUGAACAGCAGUUUGAGACCGACCUCAACAAUAAUAUCACCAACUUCGAGGGUUCAUCAGAGGAUUUUCCAAUUCCGCUGCCUACGUCGAUGCAAGGUCGUCCAUUUAGGGUUGCGCGUCUCCCUGGUGGUCCAUGGGUGCAAGUACCCUUAGGUACGGAUCGGUUUCGCAUUCCUGUUCCGGGUGCUAAAUGGGUUCUCCGGAUAGUAAAGGAAACUGGUCUAAUUAAGCAUGCGAGAUUGGUUCCACUCUCAGGAGAAAAUGGCAACUUGGUCAACGACAACUGAGCGAGACUCUAGGGCUAUUUUAUGUA
Leptopilina heterotoma is the source of this 1552-nucleotide messenger RNA. RefSeq lists its product as uncharacterized. The transcript is spliced from 2 exons. The coding region runs from base 390 to 1526 and encodes 378 amino acids. NCBI's taxonomy places the organism in Eukaryota, Metazoa, Arthropoda, Insecta, Hymenoptera, Figitidae. The record is from RefSeq and is a predicted model, not a curated record.